AUGGCAUCAAUAGCAAGACAGAGUCUCAGGACUCGCAUUCGUCUAGGGAAACUAGAAAUUUUCACGUCUUCGUAUCCAAGACCACAGACAACACGUUUCAGCGCUAGACCCAGAACGCCACCACUGGCCUCAAUAAUCAACCCAUUGAGAUUCUUUUCUACAUCUGGCUACCAACCCUCCAAAGAGAAGCCUCAAUCAUUCCCGACAAGUGGAUUCGAAAUUAUCCCAGCAGACAUCCCAGCCGCCGAAGAGCAAAUAUCCGAUUACAGUCCCAUCGAUACUACCCAUACGCGCGAAACUGGGCUGGGGAAGUUGUUCUACGACAUGGCUGGCGAGAGAUAUGAGGCUCGUCCACCUGAGUACAGUAGUUUUCUCUUGCCUAUGCUAAUAUUGAAUGCAGAGACAAAAAAUAUGUCGCCCUGA
Penicillium canescens is the source of this 423-nucleotide messenger RNA. RefSeq lists its product as uncharacterized. Lineage: Eukaryota; Fungi; Ascomycota; Eurotiomycetes; Eurotiales; Aspergillaceae. The transcript has 2 exons. The record is from RefSeq and is a predicted model, not a curated record. The coding region runs from base 1 to 423 and encodes 140 amino acids.